Molecule: messenger RNA, 762 nt
Organism: Aspergillus calidoustus
Lineage: Eukaryota; Fungi; Ascomycota; Eurotiomycetes; Eurotiales; Aspergillaceae
Source: the annotation of a GenBank genome assembly
AUGGCUUCCUCGGUGUCUGGCAAAGUCUUCAUUAUCACCGGGGGCGGGUCCGGAAUGGGCUUUGCCACUGCGACCCAACUCAUUGCUCGGGGCGCACACUUGUUUGUAUGCGAUGUGAAUGAGAAGGGUCUUGCCGCUCUCGUCGAGGGACUCAAUCUAGAGCAACAGAAGAGGGUUGUUACACACAGGGUGGAUAUCACAGACCGGGCAGCCGUCAGGUCAUUCCUCCAGUUGGCCAAGGAUAUAUUCGGCAGGAUUGAUGGCAUUGCGAACCUUGCAGGUACUGCAGGCCACAGACUUGGCCAUGAGGAAAUAUGGCAAAUUGACGAAAAGGAGUACCAGUUCAUCAUGGACGUUAAUGUCAAAGGGGUUUUCAACCUACUGAGCGAAGCGCUCCAUCCCAGUGUACUACAAGAGUCGGGCAGCUUUGUGCAUGCAGCGAGCAUGUUUGCAGACCGCGGAUUUGCAAAGGGAUCGGUCUAUAGCAGCAGCAAGCAUGCAGGUAUUGGCUUGGUCAAGAGCGCUGCGAUUGAAGCAGGGAAACGGGGUAUCCGGGUCAAUGCUAUUGCGCCGGGUCCCAUAGACACACCAAUGUUGAGUGCUAAUGAGGAGAGCGGUGCUGAGGGUACUGCUCCUUCUGUACCUCUAGGACGACUGGGGGAGGCAUCGGAAGUUGCCAAUGUCGUCGCUUUUCUACUAAGUGACGAGUCUCGAUACGUGGCAGGAGCAACUUGGGCGGUAGAUGGAGGGGCAAAUGCUUGA